CCAGUGUAAAAUGUAUGUCAGGGCAGCAAGUACCGUUAAUCCCAAUGGCACCACAAACCCUGGAAAGACUCUUUGACAAACUUGGCCACUUUGGAAGAUUCCAAGCUGCCGUUUAUUUUGUGGCCAACUUUCAAACUAUAGCCUGCGGGAUCCACUAUUUGGCCUCAGUUUUUCUCGCUGUAACACCGCAGCACCUAUGCAAGCUGCCUGGAAAUGUGACCGAUAUCCUGAUUUCCAACACCACAGCCAGCCCAGAGAAGCUGUGGGACUUGUGGACCCCAGAGUCGAGGGGCAUCAUUGCUCAGCUGGAUAAUGGAGAGAUCUGGGAGACUGAGCAGUGCAGCCGCUUUCGAAGGAUUGGAGCCUCUGAGUUGGUGAAUGAGUUUCAAGGAAACAGGACCCGUCAUUCCUGUUCUGAUGGUUUUGUAUAUGAUCAGACCCACAUGGAAAAUAGCAUUGUGACUGAAUGGGACUUGGUCUGUGACAAGGAAUGGUUAGCAAAGCUCACCCAGCCCAUCUUCAUGAUUGGAGUCCUGCUAGGGGCUGUGAUAUUUGGGGACAUUGCAGACAGAAUUGGUCGACGCUCUAUACUAUGGUUUACAAGCACAGCUCAGUUUGUGUUUGGAGUAGCUGUUGCGUUCACCUCGGAUUACUACAGCUUCAUCAUUGUCCGUUUCCUCCUGGCCUUGGUUUCUAGUGGCUACCUGGUGGUAGUUUUUGUCUAUGUGACAGAAUAUACUGGACUGAAGGCUCGCACUUGGGCAUCUAUGCAUGUCCAUGCCUACUUUGCUGCUGGCAUUAUGGUAGUAGCCCUGGUUGGAUACUUAGUUCGGGCCUGGAGGUAUUACCAGCUUGUACUAUCACUUGUGACCAUUCCUUUUAUCUUCUGUUGCUGGCUGUUACCUGAGACCCCUUGGUGGCUUCUGGCCAAAGGGCGUCACGAAGAAGUCCAGAAAUUGAUGGCCACGAUUGCCCGGUGGAAUAAGGUUGACAUCUCUUGUCAGCUAUCCCUGGCUCAGAUGAAUAGUUCUGAGAAUGCAAUGGACAAGGAGAUAACAAAGGAGGAAACAGUGACCAAAGAAGAGAAAAUCAGUAUCGUAGAUCUUUUCCGCGACUGGAAUAUGGCCAAGAGGACUAUCACUAUUUGGCUGGUGUGGUUCACUGGGAGCCUAGGCUAUUACGUUAGCUCUUUGGGUUCUGUCAGUCUGGGAGGAAAUGAAUAUCUGAACUUGUUCCUAGCAGGCGCAGUGGAGCUUCCUUCCUAUAUUAUUGCUUGCUUUGUGAUGGACAAAUUGGGAAGAAGAAAUACAUUAGCACCAUCCCUGUUCUUGACCGGCCUGGCUUGUUUUCUCAGCAUGGUGGUUCCUCAGGACAUUGAGGCUCUGUCUAUCACUCUGAGCAUGAUUGGAAAGUUUGCCAUAGCUCUGGCAUUUGGGCUGAUUUAUCUGUACACCGCGGAACUGUAUCCUACUAUAAUACGUUCUUUGGCUGUGGGCAGUGGAAGUAUGAUGGCCCGUGUUGGAAGCACAGUGGCUCCUUUCUGCGUUCUCUUGUCUGCAGUAUGGAUCUUCCUACCACAGCUCAUUGUCGGAGUCAUGGCCUUUGUGACUGGCUUGUUAACAUUGAUGCUCCCGGAGACCCUUGGCAAGCCCUUGACACAGACCUUCCAGGAAGCUACAGAAUUGCAAGCAAAGGUCAAAUUAGCCAAAAUCAAAGGAGCCUCCCAGGCAGAGGCAGGAUGUAGCAAUGCAUCAGUGGCAACGCUAGAAAAACAAAGCUAUCCUAUUGAUGGGGCAGAGAAAUUGAAGGAACAACAGCAGCUCAUCGAACAUUUAACAAAGUUAUAGAUGCUCAAACAUUUAUUCAUAGCAUAGGCUCUGAAACAGGAGAUUUACAGUAUCUGUGGACUGGUUAGGUGCCAGUCCUUUAAAUCUGUUUACUAAUACAACUUUAAGAGAGGUUUAGAAAUAUGAGAAAAUCUAAAAAAAAUCCUGAAAUGAAGUUUUUUGGUUUUCCUGCUCUAGAUGGAAGUUAGUUAUCCCAGUAGUCUGCAAACUAGAUAUCUCACAUGAAUUGUGGUCCAUGCUGACUUACAUCUACUGGAAUGUAACUACAAAAUGAAUAUUGAUUGAUAACAGACUGAUAACAGCCUACAGUAGGCUGCAUUUAAUAUUCUUAGGAACUCUCUUUUCUAGUGAAUAAUUACUCCUGGAUUCUGAUCCACUGAAAUUGUAAGAAUAUGUAAUUUUUACGGUUUUCUAGGGCUGGAUGCUGAAAGCUUUUUUUGAGGGAGAGGUAUUCAGAUUUACAAGAAACAAAGACCAAUAUUUGUAUUAAUUGUUCUCAACCAAAAGUCAAACAAGCUGAUUCUGUUAACGGCAACUGCAAUUUGAACAAUACUGGAUCACCUAUAAGAAACAUUGAACAUAUACUUUAUAUUUUACUGCUACCUGUCUCAUAAUUGCUAGCUAUCCCAACUGUACUUCGGAUUAUUUUAAGAAAUCAUUUCAUAAAAAUCGCUCACAGAUCACACACUACCUGUAGCCAAGAGGUCACCACUACUGCCUCGGAACAGCAUGACUUCUGAUUUCUGUUCCUCACUCUACGAAAACAUCUGGUCUGUUCAUGGCAUCGACCCAAAGUGAUAUAGCUCAGAAUCAACACUCUCCAGAGUGAGGAAUUGAACUGAUAUCCUCACACUAUGUGGUGCAACAUAUACAUACAUAUAGAAUCAUUUUGAACUUGCAUUCAUAACAAUUAUUUUAACUAUCGACAAUACAAAAAAUAUUUUGUGCCAAACACUAAAAGUAUUUAAACUGUAUAAUAAUAUGUCAGACAAUGGGUUAGAGUAACCAUUUGAAAUUUGACCUCCACUAAAUAUUUUUUCCAAUCUUUUUUGCUUUUCUCUCCCUCCUCUCACUUAUUAAUGAUUCCAAAUGGGGUUUCCCCCCAGUAACCAGAAUGGCAUCACUCAUGGCUUGAUGGCCAACAGGAAUUCUGCUCCAAAAGCCGGCCACAUAAGAGGGGAAUUCCUGUGCGUUAGCGUAACGUGCUUAUGGCUUCUCUAUGAAGAAAUCCUACUAGAAAUGGCCACAUGUAAGAUCCCUAAGAUUGGUAAGCUACCAGUCAGGGAAGUCUGGAUGGAAAUCUAGUCAUCUUUGAGAAUCUAAUGUUGUAACUUACCCCUCGUGUUCUACAUGUGGACCCGUUAAGUCCCGAGGAAGCAUGUAUUUGAACUCACGUCUAUAUUUUUGGUUUAUGAAGAGAAUGCCAUUACUAUACCACCGUCUCAUUCACCUCAUUCCUCCCAGAUAGUAGUGCUUCGAUUUCGCAGAAGCUUCGGAGCAACACUGUUCAAGUCAUACAUCAGUUAACUCAUAGAUUUCUGUGACUGUUUCUCCUAUGUUUCAGAGUUCAGAUUAAAACACGAGUGUAACAAGGACAUAUAUCAAGCCUCCAAUAUUAUAGAAGAGUGGGUGAUAUGAUGUAGCAGUAUUAAAAGCUGGAUGGAUCACCUUGUAUUUCCAGGUUGCACAAUGCAGCUCAUUUGACAAAUGAUAAGUCAGUGCAAAUUUGGAUACAUUACAGUUAUGCAUAACCGGCGUCCAAGUGCAAUUGUUAUUUUCCAGAGCAUUGGUGCAAAUUGGUGCUAAAAUAAUUAAUAAUAAUAACCCUUCCAUUUGAUGUCUUCGAGAUAUCUCAAAGCUCUAUACUGUAAAGCAAAUUGACUAUAUUUUGUGGAUGAAAUGCGGCAUUUCAUGGCAUUUCCAUGCAAGCUACACUUUCUAAUACCAUUCAUAUCUGCUGUGACAAUACUGUGACGAAAAUGACAAAAGAUGUGGAACAGUACUGUUACAGUACAAAAUCUUAUUUAGGUCCAAAUUAAAUUAAUUUUCAAAACUAACCUUUUUUUUCUUGCAUUGGGCAGGAAAAGUAUUCUCUGUCAAAUCCUAACUCAAUGUAAUACCAUUUCAUUUCAUUAAGGCCUUUUAUCACUUUGGAAGGAAUCAUUGACAUAAUAUUUCAGAUACUGUGGAAUAUUUUACUGAUUGUUUUGAAUAAAAUACUACAACAUAAAUGAAAA
This is a messenger RNA of Callorhinchus milii (elephant shark), 4084 nucleotides long. RefSeq names its product solute carrier family 22 member 16 (gene slc22a16). The record is from RefSeq and is a predicted model, not a curated record. Gene Ontology annotation, biological process: transmembrane transport. NCBI's taxonomy places the organism in Eukaryota, Metazoa, Chordata, Chondrichthyes, Chimaeriformes, Callorhinchidae. Bases 15 to 1847 code for a protein of 610 amino acids. The transcript has 9 exons. Gene Ontology annotation, cellular component: membrane.